Messenger RNA from Trifolium pratense (red clover), 3180 nucleotides. RefSeq lists its product as uncharacterized. NCBI's taxonomy places the organism in Eukaryota, Viridiplantae, Streptophyta, Magnoliopsida, Fabales, Fabaceae. The record is from RefSeq and is a predicted model, not a curated record. The coding region runs from base 1 to 3180 and encodes 1059 amino acids. The transcript has 3 exons. Gene Ontology annotation, molecular function: nucleic acid binding; RNA-DNA hybrid ribonuclease activity.
AUGGCUGGAGAACACGGAAAUAACGACAGUUCUAGCGUUAACACCUUGCAAGCCGCCGUGGUAGAAAUACGGCGCUUACAGACACAGAUUGCGGCCAUCGAGGCCGAAAGGACACAUGAGAAAGAAAAAGCGAAAAUGAUUUCAGAAGAGGAGGAAGGAGAGAGCAUCAUGGAUGUACAGCCUUUAGCGCAGCACUUAUGGGAUACCCAAGUCAUGGAAGCAAUCAAGGUUCCUCACCUUCCUACCUUUGACGGAAAAACUGACCCUCGAGAGCAUCUGAUGGCAAUUGGAACACAAACCGCCAUAAUCAAUGCUCCGGAACACCUGAAAUGUAAACUACUAGCCGGCACCUUCAAGGAUCGGACACCUCCGGAGGUUUAUAGACGAUGCAGCUCAAGGCCGGGUCGUCGUGCCCAAAAUCCCAGACAAGAGCCACGGGAUCCCCUAGGGCCAAGUAGAGAGCCUCCAAAGGAAAGGAUCUCUGUGAAUACAAUAGCAGGAGGAUUCUCAGGAGGAGGUGAGUCAAGCUCAGCAAGGAAAAGAUAUGUACGCCGAGCCAUCUCGGAGAUAUACCUCGUGAGACAACCCCAACCACUCGACGUUCCGGAUUUGGCAUUUACUGCAAAGGAUGGACUGGAGGUAGCGCCUCAUGAUGAUGACCCCUUAGUAAUACAAGUCCAAAUUCUGAACUGCGAUGUAAAGAGAGUAUUGAUCGACUCAGGGAGUUCAGCGGACAUUAUGUACUGGGAAGCUUUCAAGGUCAUGCAAUUAGCAGAGGAGCAAUUGCAACCAUACACAGGAGCUCUGGUUGGUUUUUCCGGAGAACAAGUAGAUGUAAUGGGCUACGCCUCACUACUCACUACCUUUGGAGAGGGUAGUAAUGCCAAAACUAUCAAAGUGCGAUAUCUGGUAGUAAAAACUCCUUUCACCUCCUACAACAUUAUCAUAGGAAGACCUGCUUUUAACGCAUUGGGGGCGGCCAUGUCCACUCUGUACCUAGCAAUUAAAUACCCUCUCGAUAACGGAGGAGUAGGAACAGUUAGAGGCGAUCAGAUCCUCGCCAAAAAAUGUUACGAGUCCAGCUUAAAGAUACGGCAUCGAGCAUCCAAUACAAAUGGAGCAUCCGAAAGAAGACAAGCCACAGUUCCGGGUGGCAUAAACAUCAUAGAAAAUUCAGAUAUGGAUCCAAGGGAAGAAUUUCAAGAUAGAAGGGUGAGCCCUAUAGAAGACCUGGAGCAAGUUCAAAUCGGCGAUCACCCACACCAGACAACCAGUUUAGGAACGGCGUUGCCCAAUGAGGAGAGAAGAAGAAUCAUCAAAAUCUUGAAGGACAACGCUGAUCUAUUUGCAUGGAAACCCUCAGAUAUGCCAGGGAUAGAUGAAGGGGUGAUAACACAUAAACUAUCAAUAUCACCCAACACAAAACCAAUCUCCCAAAGAAAAAGAAAGGUUGGGGAGGAAAGGCGAGCUGCAAUAGCGGAAGAAGUGGAGAAACUAAAGGAGGCUGGAUUCAUUGAAGAAAUAAAAUACCCCUCGUGGUUGGCAAACGUCGUCAUGGUGAAAAAGGCCAACGGAAAGUGGAGGAUGUGCGUGGAUUUUACGGAUCUAAAUAAGGCAUGUCCCAAAGACCCAUAUCCUCUGCCCAACAUAGACAGGUUGAUUGAUGGCGCUUCAGGAUGCAAGAUGUUGAGUUUCAUGGACGCCUACUCAGGGUAUAAUCAAAUAAAGAUGAACCCCACAGAUGCCUGCCAUACAGCCUUUAUGUCGAAUACCUGCAAUUAUUUUUACAACGUUAUGCCUUUCGGGUUGAAGAACGCAGGAGCAACAUACCAAAGGUUGAUGGACAGGGUUUUCUCCGAGCAAAUAGGAAAGAACCUAGAGGUAUACAUUGACGACAUGGUAGUGAAAACUCCCGAAGGAAAUCGCCAUGACGAAGAUCUUUUGGACAUUCUGGGAUCAGUAAGAAAGUACAACAUGAGGCUAAACCCAGCAAAAUGUUCUUUCGGGGUGCAAGCAGGAAAAUUCCUAGGGUUUAUGCUCACUAACAGAGGAAUAGAGGCCAAUCCGGAAAAAUGUCAAGCCAUCAUAGACAUGAGAAGCCCUACAUCCGUGAAAGAGGUCCAAACACUGAUAGGCAGAAUAGCGGCGUUGUCCAGAUUCCUAUCAUGCGCAGGUGAAAAAGGUUUUCACUUCUUUGCAUCUCUUAGGAAAAGCGAAAGGUUCUCCUGGACGCCUGAAUGUGAAGAGGCUUUCAGGCAAUUGAAGGAAUUCUUAGCAUCUCCACCCAUCUUGACGCGCCCGUUACCAGGCAAUACCCUUUACCAUUAUCUUGCAGUGUCGGAUAGAGCCCUAAGUUCAGCUCUGGUUCAGGAAGUAGGGGGCGAAGAAAAGCCUAUAUACUUCGUAAGUAGAACCCUUAGAGGAGCGGAAACAAGAUAUCAGAGGAUAGAGAGGUUAUCUCUUGCGGUGGUUGUCACAGCUAGGAAAUUAAGACAGUACUUUCAAAGCCACAAGGUAGUUGUUAGAACAGAUUAUCCUAUCAAGAACGUCCUCAGAAAGCCAGACUUAGCAGGAAGGAUGGUAGCAUGGUCCGUUGAAUUGUCAGAGUUUGAUAUCACGUUCUCACCCAGAGGGGCCAUCAAGUCGCAAAGACUAGUGGAUUUUGUUUUAGAAAUGUCUACCCCGCCAACAACUGAGAAAACCUCACCUUGGACCCUCUCGGUAGACGGAGCCUCCAACGUACGGGGAAGUGGAGCCGGAGUAGUGUUGGAGGGUCCAGAUGGCAUUAUGAUAGAACAAUCAUUACGGUUCGCCUUCAAAGCUAGCAACAACCAAGCCGAGUACGAAGCUCUGAUAGCGGGAAUGAAGUUAGCAAAGGAUAUGGAAGUGAAGGAGUUGAAAGCCAUGAGUGAUUCCCAACUGGUAACCAACCAAGUGUCAGGAAAAUUUCAAACGAAAGAGCCACAGUUAAUCAAAUACGUGGAGGGAGUGCAAAAUUUAGCUAAACACUUUGACUUUUUCGAGUUAGUUUAUGUUCCUCGCGAACAAAACAUGAGAGCAGAUCUACUAUCAAAACUGGCGAGUACGAAAAAACCAGGAAGCCAUAGGACCGUUAUUCAAGAAACCAUCAAAACUCCCAGCAUUGGCGGAGAAGAUUUGAUGAUGGUUCGGCUUGCCUAA